Messenger RNA from Rhopalosiphum maidis (corn leaf aphid), 1757 nucleotides. RefSeq names its product cell cycle control protein 50A (gene CDC50). Gene Ontology annotation, cellular component: endoplasmic reticulum; plasma membrane; Golgi apparatus. The record is from RefSeq and is a predicted model, not a curated record. The transcript has 8 exons. Bases 439 to 1500 code for a protein of 353 amino acids. Lineage: Eukaryota; Metazoa; Arthropoda; Insecta; Hemiptera; Aphididae.
AACUAACGAUUUAUUAAAAUAUAUACAUAUUAUAUGCAUAUUAUGAUAUAAAUAUAUAAUGUACAGUAAAGUUGUUCACCAUAGUUCGUCGAACUUGAACACAGAACAGUCUGUCACAGAAUAAAUAUUAAUAUUCUGUGUAACUGCCUAAAUGCCGUAGUGCCGUCCGUCGCAUUAUCACUUAGUUAAUAAUCAAUUUAAUCUAAUUUUCAUAUUUUAUAUUAAACCGUAAAACCUAUACAGUGUACAGUCGCGAUUGUCUGAUAGAUUGCAUGUCCUGAAGUGAUCAAUUUUAUUAUUUUCGUAGUGCUGUCAAAAAAUGAUGUGUUAUCAGUUAACGUUGUCGAAUACUCGAUUGUAGAAUCGCUGUAGUUGUCGUAAUAAAAUAAUUGUCAUUUGUACUACUUAAGCAGUACAUCUUACAAUAUUAUAAGUAAAAUGUUGGAUGCACAAGAACCAAAGUCUAAGAGGCCAGCUGAUACAGCAUUCAAACAACAACGAUUACCUGCAUGGCAACCAAUUCUAACUGCACGCAAUGUAAUGCCCAUAUUCUUUGCAGUUGCUGCAGCAUUUGUUCCAAUUGGCAUAGGUUUACUAUAUCUUACAAAUCUGGUUCAAGAAUUUACUCUUGAUUAUACCCACUGCAAAAAUAUUAAUAAUUUGAGUCAAUCAUGUGCAGAUUUCAUUCAAAGCAAUCGUAACUUGUCUUGUAAUUGCAUUAUUCCAUUUAAAUUGGAAGAAGAUUUUUCUCCUAAUGUUUACAUGUACUAUGGAUUAACCAACUAUUACCAAAACCAUCGGCGCUAUGUAAAAUCAAGGGAUGAUUUUCAAUUGCUUGGAAAACUUAGCAAAACUCCAUCUAGUGACUGUGCACCAUUUGAUUAUCACAACAACAAGCCAAUUGCUCCUUGUGGUGCUAUUGCCAAUUCAUUAUUCAGUGAUAACUUAUCAUUGAUGUACAAUGAAAAAAAAGUUCCAUUACUUCGAACUCAAAUUGCUUGGGAAUCUGAUAAAAAUAUUAAAUAUCAAAAUCCAGUACAUCCUAGAGGAAAUUUGAAAGAAGCAUUCAAAGAUUUUGAAAAACCAAUUGACUGGCGUGUGAAUAUAUGGGAAUUGGAUACAGAAAAUCAUUUAAACAAUGGUUUUGAAAAUGAAGAUUUGAUUGUUUGGAUGCGAACCGCUGCACUUCCUGAUUUUCGCAAAUUAUACAGACGUAUUAAUCAUUCUAAUGAGUUUAAAAACGGCUUACCUAAAGGAGAUUACAAAUUAGUUAUAGAAUAUAAUUAUCCAGUAGCAGGCUUUGGUGGAACAAAAAGUUUGAUACUAUCCAACACUUCAUUUACAGGGGGCAGAAAUUUAUUUCUUGGAUAUGCUUAUAUUGUUGUUGGAUGUUGCUGCUUUUUGUUGGGGUUAAUGUUUUUAAUUCUUCAUAUCAAAUAUAAGCCCAGUGGAAACACAGGAGAUAUUACCAUUGUUUCUCCAUCAACAUCUUAUCAGUGAUUCAGCAUAAUUAUUUCUUUAUUAAAGAAAUAAUUUCUUGCGUUUUCUGCACGUACAAAUUUAAUUAGGCUGUGCUUAAAUUAGCAACUAAUGAGCUUUAUAAGACAAUGUGAUAUACAUAAAAAAAUCAUAUUUUAAUUUAUCACAAUUCUAUAUCCACAAUCGACCAAUAUCUAAUUUAUUCUAUAAUGUACUCAUAAGUUAAAUUAUUUUAGCAUAAAAUAUAUCUUUAAUACAUAUAACACCAUAUAACUUAA